CUGUGCUUCACUAGAUUUACUAGAUCAUCUGAGAGAUUUAACUGAAUCAAGAUGCUGCUAGUGAUUGAAGCUCUUCUUCUCAUUUUAGCUGCUCUAGGACAGGAUAACAGAACUGCUGCUACUGAUGAAAGACAAAUAUUUCCACUGGAUAUGGCAGAAAAUUCAGUUGAUGACAAAUUUGAUUGGUGUAUGAAGAAAAUGGAACUUCGUGUACAGACAGAAUUUCUGAAGAAGGAAAUGAACUCUAACUCUGUAUUUGCAAAAGUUUGGAAAGAUGCUGAACAGAAUCACAAACUGCCAGGAGAUAAUUUGUCAAAGAAUCAUUCAGUUGCCAUUUAUGCGUACACUAACUCAGCUUUUAAUCUAUAUCAGCUCUUCAAUGAUGCUGUUCGUUCUGGUAAACAAAAAUAUACAGACGAGAAAUAUGCAUGGUAUGGUAUUCACUUUUGGUUAACGGAAGCGAUACAGAUUCUGAAGAAAACACAAACUAAAUGCUAUACUACUUAUCGUGGUACUUGGGUUGAGUUUGAUAAGAAUGUUAAGGGCAAAGAAAUUUGUUUUGGUUCAUUUACGUCUUCCUCUCUUGAUCUUAAAGAGGCAGUACGUUUUGGAACUAAAUCUUGUUUUGAAAUCAGAACUUGUCAAGGUGCCGAUCUGUCAAAAUAUUCUAGGUUUCCUGGUGAGAAAGAGGUGCUGAUUCCUCCAUACGAGACAUUUAAAGUCACUGAUAUGAAGACAAAAACAGAUCAGAAAGAUCUCUGGUGUGAUACUGUGUUCACUUUGAAAAACUACAAAACAAGAAGUUUCCUGAACUGUGCAGUGGCACAUAACACUGGAAACCAAGUUGCUUUUAUGAAUGUUUUACUAAUUUUAACCUUACUUUGCUAUUUGUUUAACUACUAA
Onychostoma macrolepis is the source of this 903-nucleotide messenger RNA. RefSeq names its product NAD(P)(+)--arginine ADP-ribosyltransferase 1-like. The record is from RefSeq and is a predicted model, not a curated record. The transcript has 3 exons. Bases 52 to 903 code for a protein of 283 amino acids. Lineage: Eukaryota; Metazoa; Chordata; Actinopteri; Cypriniformes; Cyprinidae. Gene Ontology annotation, molecular function: NAD+-protein-arginine ADP-ribosyltransferase activity; NAD+ poly-ADP-ribosyltransferase activity.